AUGCUAAGAAGAGUAGCAUCACUCAGCACCAAGGUUCUCAUGUCAGCUCAGCCUGCUGCCCGCUUCUCCAGCAAGAUCAACAUCAACCAAGCUGCUGGAAUUCUCAGAGAAAAAGUGGCAAAAAUCACCCAAACAAACGACUUGAAUGAAUUUGGAACUGUGAUUUCAAUUGGAGACGGUAUUGCCAGAGUCUAUGGUUUAGGGAAGGUCAAAGCAGGAGAGAUGGUUGAAUUCAGAACUGGAGUCAAAGGAAUGGCCCUUAACUUAGAAAGCGACAACGUUGGUGUUGUCGUUCUUGGAAAUGAUAGAGAAAUCCAAGAAGGAGACGUCGUAAAAAGGACCGGAACUAUCGUGGACGUCCCAGUAGGAGAAGAACUGUUAGGAAGAGUCAUUGAUUCACUUGGCAACCCAAUUGACGGCAAAGGCCCAGUCAAAACCAAGGCAAGAGCAAGAAUUGAACUCAAAGCUCCUGGGAUCAUCCCAAGAAAAUCAGUCCACGAGCCAAUGCAGACUGGCCUCAAGGCAGUCGACUCUUUAGUCCCAAUUGGAAGAGGUCAAAGAGAGUUGAUCAUUGGAGACAGACAGACUGGCAAAACCGCUAUUGCUAUUGACACCAUUAUUAACCAGAAGAGAAACUUCGAAGAUGAAACCAAAGCAAAGAACAGACUUUACUGCAUUUACGUAGCUAUUGGACAGAAAAGAUCAACUGUAGCCAACAUUGUCAGGAGUCUCACCCAACACGAUGCUAUGAAAUACACAAUCAUUGUGGCUUCAACUGCUUCAGAAGCAGCACCAUUGCAGUUCUUAGCACCUUACGCAGGAUGUGCUAUUGGAGAGCACUUCAGAGAUAAUGGGAAGCACGCUCUUAUUAUUUAUGAUGAUCUUAGUAAGCAAGCUGUUGCUUAUCGUCAAAUGUCACUAUUGCUGAGAAGGCCUCCUGGAAGAGAAGCUUACCCUGGUGAUGUCUUCUAUCUUCACUCAAGACUUCUAGAAAGAGCAGCUAAAAUGCACGCUAAAUACGGAGGUGGAUCUUUGACAGCUUUGCCAGUCAUUGAAACUCAAGCUGGUGAUGUCUCAGCUUAUAUUCCAACUAAUGUCAUUUCUAUUACUGACGGUCAGAUUUUCUUACGCCCUUAGUUAGCGAAAUUAUUGGAAAAUCCCUUAGCUAGAGACCAAAAAUUCGUUUGAAUAGAAAAAAUUUACAGUUAAUAGUUCGAUGUAUAAUUAAUAGAUGUAGUAAUAUCUCUAGCCAAAUUUAUAAAUUUUAAAACAUUGCAUCUUUUAAUAUGAUUUUUUUUAUCUUGAUUAGAAGCAGAAAAACACUUCCCAUAAGUCAAGAGGCAAGUUAGAAACUGAGCUUUUCUACAAAGGUAUCCGCCCAGCCAUCAACGUCGGUCUCUCUGUCAGCAGAGUCGGAAGUGCAGCUCAAAUCAAAGCUAUGAAGCAGGUCGCUGGUAGCUUGAAGCUUGAACUGGCCCAAUAUAGAGAAGUCGCUGCCUUCGCCCAAUUCGGGUCUGACUUGGAUGCAGCUACCCAAAGACAACUUAACAGAGGAGCACAACUUACUGAGUUGUUGAAGCAAAAACAAUACGUCCCAAUGGCUGCUGAAGAGCAAGUUUGCGUGGUUUAUGCUGGUGUCAGAGGAUUCCUCGAUAACGUACUUACCUCAGAAAUUGCCAAGUUUGAGAAAGGAUUCUUAGAAACUUUAAAAACACGAAACCCAGACAUUUUGGCAGCGAUUAGGAAUGAAGGAGUUUUGUCAAAGGAAACUGACGAGAAGCUGAAAGCAGUCUUGACAGAAUACAUGCCUAGUGCAGGACUACAGAUGAAGUCCUAA
This is a messenger RNA of Blepharisma stoltei, 1837 nucleotides long. The record is from the annotation of a GenBank genome assembly. NCBI's taxonomy places the organism in Eukaryota, Ciliophora, Heterotrichea, Heterotrichida, Blepharismidae.